GCCGAGGAGGCGCCCUGGCUGCCUUGCCUGCAGCAGGAGAACUUCUCGGGCCGGACGCCAGGCAGAAUUAUUACAUCACGGCGCGGGGAGUGUGCCUGCGCGGAGCCGCUCAAAUAAAGGCAGGUAGCCGGGCGAGCAGGGAGGGGGGAAAGAGAGCCGGAGGAGGAGACAGGAGAGAGAGAGAGAGAGAGAGAGGGCGGGAGGAGGAGGAGGCGGCGAGCAAACCCAGCGCGCACAUGGAGCGAGGAGGAGACGCGCUGCAAGGUUGCAAGGACCGGCUGGGAAGGAGCUGCUGCGCCCGAGUGCUAUAAAAGCGACCUCCCAAGGCUCAGUCUGGGGGAAACUUGGGAGCGAGGGAUGCCUUUUCGCCUCUUUCGGGUGGAACCAGUGACAAACAGAGGCAAAGCUGCAGCAGGACUUUGCUGGUGAGAGAGAGAGAGAGAGCGAAAGAACUCCCUUCCCAUCCUCCUCCCAUCUCUCGUCUCUUUUCCUUUCUGGAGUCGUCGGUUUCCAUAGCGAUGGAGCGGCAAGCGCAGGAAAUUUAAAGGCGAGGGGGAUCUUGGCGGAGCAGACUCGCUGGUGCCGGCGGCGGAGAGGGCGCUUGGAGCGAGCGAGCGAGCGAGGAAGGAAGGAGGGUUUUCUUCCCCGCGAGAGAGGGAUUGCACACCCACGUUGGCCGCGGGGGAGAGCGGGAGCCUUUCCUGGGAUGCUGGGCUGAAGGAGCCCUCCUCGCCGGCUUUCUCCCCGCCAGGAUGCCUCCCUGGCUGGUGGCCCUGUGCGCGCUGGCGGCCUCGGUGGCGCUGCGGGCGGAGCGGGGCCAGUGCCAGCACUACCUGCACAUCCGCCCCGCGCCCAGCGACAACCUGCCCUUGGUGGACCUCAUCGAGCACCCGGACCCGCUCUUCGACCCCAAGGAGAAGGACCUCAACGACACCCUCCUCCGGGGCCUGCUGGGCAGCCACUUCGACCCGGCGUUCAUGGCGGCGGCGCUGCCCAACGAGGAGCGGCCCAACGGAGGAGGCGGCGAGGACUUGGCCGAGAUGGACCUCCUCCUGCGGCAGCGACCCUCGGGAGCCAUGCCCGGGGAGAUCAAGGGCCUGGACUUCUACGACCCCGCCGGGGGAGGAGGCGGAGGGGGCGGCCCGGCCUCCAGCAAGAAGCACCACCGGCUCAGCAAGAAGCUGCGGAGGAAGCUCCAGCUCUGGCUCUGGUCGCAGACCUUCUGCCCGGUGCUCUACACCUGGAACGACCUGGGCAGCCGCUUCUGGCCGCGCUACGUCAAGGUGGGCAGCUGCUUCAGCAAGCGCUCCUGCUCCGUCCCCGAGGGCAUGCUCUGCAAGCCCGCCAAGUCCGCGCAUCUCACCAUCCUCCGGUGGCGCUGCCAACGGCGGGGCGGGCAGCGCUGCGCCUGGAUCCCCAUCCAGUACCCCAUCAUCUCCGAGUGCAAGUGCUCCUGCUAGGAAGGCACCUCUCCCUUCCACUCCUGCAGGCCCUGCCCCAAGAAGCUCCCUCAGUCACUGACUCCCGUAUGCUUUGGAGAGGGACAGCUUGGCUUGGGAAACGCUCCACUGCCAUUGGAGGCAGGUGGGCAUCCUAGCAGUUGUUCAGUCAUCCGCCUCCUUCGCCGUCUGGUCCAGCUGGAUCUACACUGGCUUGGGUGAACCCAUGGGUUUUACACUACACCCUUUGAACCGCGUUAUAGACCAGGCACGGGCAAACUUCAGCCAACACUCCAGGUGUUUUGGACUUCAACUUUCACCAUUCCUCACAGCCUCAGGCCCUUUCCUUUUCCUGCGCAUAGCAGUAUUGGGUUGCUGUGAAUCUUUCUGACUGUAUGACCAUGUUCCAGUUUCAGUCAUACAGCCUGAAAGACUCACAAUAAGUGAUUCCAACCACGAAAGCCUUUGACUAUAGCAGUAUUCACAGUAGGAGUAAUAUUUGCCAGCCUUUGGUCCUCCCAGUCUUUUGGACUCCAGCUCCCAGAAUUCCUGACAGUUGGCUAAGCACUCUAGGAUAGUGGUUCUCAACCAGACGUUUUUGGCCUACAACUUCCAGAAAUCCCAGCCACUUUGCCAGCGGUUAAGAUUUCUAGGAGUUGAAGGCCAAAAACAUCUGGGGAUCCACUGGUUGAGAACCACUGCACUAUACCAUGCCAACACUUCUAUGCAUGUCCAUACACAUAGGACUUAUCCUGCUCCUGUUACAUUUGGUGGUGCUUGUGUUUGAGUAACCAAGCUUGAUUCAAAAUAACUGGGGUUAACUUUGGAGGACAGACAGAGGACCCGAGGUUGAGAACCACUGUUUUCGGAGCUGAAGUCUCAAAAACCUGUAAGACCAAAGGUUGGGAAGCACUGAUCUAAGAGAUGGUUUAGUAUUACGAAAGGCUCGGGAAAUCACCAGAGUUUCACUGGAACAAAGUAUGGACCAAUACUGUCUACAUCAUUGGUUCUCAACCUGUGGGUCUCCAGGUGUUUUGGCCUACAACUCCCAGAAAUCCCAGCCAGUUUGCCAGCUGUUGUUAUUUCUGGGAGUUGAAGGCCAAAACAUCUGGGGACCCACAGGUUUAGAACCACUGGUCUUCAUGGAAAAGGAAAGGGCCUGAAGCUGUUAGGAAUGGUGGCAGUUGAAGUCCAAACACCUAGAGGGCCAAAGUUUGCCCAUGCCUGGUACAGACUUACUGACUCUGGGUCUACUGACCAUGUAAUGCAGUUCAGACUGCAUUUAUAUGGCCAGUGUAGAUCCAGAUUGCAGUUGUCAAGAUUCCACCGCAUUUGAACCAUGGCUCUUCCAACUGAUGCCAAACUUGCCUUCAUUCAAUAGCGAUGCACCUCUUGUCAUGCAGAGAAGAAUGUAACUUUGCAAGCUGGAAGGGUGUGCGGUUGUGAUUGCACAUGGAUGGAUGGUCUAAUAAUCCACCAUCUCUUGAUUUCCUUUCGAACUUUGUCAGUGUCACAGCAUCCUCGGCUACUGUAUUUUGGACAGGAAUUUGCCUCGGACGUCCCAUUCCCUUCCUCCCCUUUAAUUUAUAUUUCAGGACAAAAAGAAGAAGUAUGGGGGGACAUUCCCAAUCAACCAGGACAAUAAACCCCACUGGUUUGUGAAAGGUUGUUUUUUGUUUUGUUUUUUAAAGAAGCGUGAACUUUUGGUAAGAAAAAGACACCUUUUUUAUAUAUAUAAAGAGAUUAAGAUAUUUUCCAUUCUUCGGAAAAUGUGUGCUUGAGUCGCGUGUGGAUUUUUUAUGGACUUCCAAGAUAUUAUUAUUGUUAUUGUUAUUAUAAUAAAAAAGCUUAGGACACGAUGUUAUUGUAUAUAGUGAACUUCUCUUUUUUCCCUUUUUUUUGUUUUGGAAUGUCUUUAAAUUCUCUGUAAAUGGAAGAGAGUCUGCUAUUUAUUCUUUAUAUUCAUUCCCCUGUAGUCGGAAAGUUGAGUUCGGAAUUAAAGUCGACCACUAAACCGAG
Anolis carolinensis (green anole) is the source of this 3458-nucleotide messenger RNA. RefSeq names its product noggin (gene nog). Gene Ontology annotation, biological process: osteoblast differentiation; dorsal/ventral pattern formation; negative regulation of cell differentiation. The transcript has a single exon. Bases 753 to 1460 code for a protein of 235 amino acids. The record is from RefSeq and is a predicted model, not a curated record. NCBI's taxonomy places the organism in Eukaryota, Metazoa, Chordata, Lepidosauria, Squamata, Anolidae.